Molecule: messenger RNA, 1181 nt
Organism: Varanus komodoensis (Komodo dragon)
Lineage: Eukaryota; Metazoa; Chordata; Lepidosauria; Squamata; Varanidae
Gene: DRD4
Product: dopamine receptor D4
Exons: 4
Coding region: 1-1131 (376 amino acids)
Biological process (GO): adenylate cyclase-inhibiting dopamine receptor signaling pathway; adenylate cyclase-activating adrenergic receptor signaling pathway
Cellular component (GO): plasma membrane
Molecular function (GO): dopamine neurotransmitter receptor activity, coupled via Gi/Go; G protein-coupled receptor activity
Source: RefSeq, a predicted model, not a curated record
AUGGGUCCCAACGGCACCGAAGACUUCUCUUCCAGCAACGCCACCUGCCCCUCUCCGGAAGGGGAUCUGGACUACAACUUCGCCGCCUUGGUCUUCGGCGUCUUCCUCAUCCUCUUCAUCAUCAGCGGGAACUUGCUGGUUUGCCUCAGCGUCUGCACGGAGAAGGCGCUGAAGACCACCACCAAUUAUUUCAUCGUCAGCUUAGCCGUGGCAGACCUGCUCUUGGCCAUCCUGGUGUUACCUCUCUAUGUCUAUUCAGAGUUCCAGGGAGGAGUGUGGUCCUUGAGCACAGUCCUGUGCGAUGCCUUGAUGACUAUGGAUGUGAUGCUGUGCACGGCCUCCAUUUUCAACCUCUGCGCCAUCAGUGUGGAUCGGUUCAUUGCCGUCUCCAUUCCACUGAACUACAACCGGCGGCAAAUUGACCUCCGGCAGAUGAUCCUCAUCUCCACCACCUGGAUCUUUGCUUUCGCUGUGGCCUCCCCAGUCAUCUUCGGCCUCAACAACGUUCCACACCGGGACCCCACUUUGUGUCAGCUGGAGGAUAACAACUAUAUUGUGUAUUCUUCCAUCUGCUCCUUCUUCAUCCCUUGCCCCGUCAUGCUGGUUCUGUAUUGUGCCAUGUUCCAGGGACUUCGGCGUUGGGAGGAGGCCCGGAAGGCCAAGCUCAAGAGCAGCAUCUACUUGGGCAACAGGCGGCUGUACUGUCCACCCCCCGUCAUUGAGAGGAACCUGGCGGAGAACAAGCUGGAGGAACACAGUCUGUAUGCCCACUCCGACUGCUCAUUUCCCAGGGAAUACAUGAACAAUGGCAUUCAGACGGUGUCCUACCCACACCUCAGAUAUCCAGCACAUGGAGGACUCCAAAGGAAACAUGCUAAAAUCAAUGGCAGGGAAAGAAAGGCUAUGAAGGUGCUUCCUGUUGUGGUUGGUGCUUUCCUUUUCUGCUGGACUCCUUUCUUUGUGGUACACAUAACCAGAGCACUGUGUGACUCCUGCUCCAUUCCCAGUGAAGUCACCAGCAUCGUCACAUGGCUGGGCUAUGUCAACAGCGCCCUCAACCCUAUUAUCUACACUGUCUUCAACACCGAGUUUAGAAACUACUUCCGUAAAGUUUUGCACAUCUUCUGCUAACCUUGCUGGACUCUAAAUAUAGAACUGGACUCUGAAUAUGGAACAGUGAA